UAAUUAGAUUCCCUACAGUGUUUCGUCACGACAGCCGCUCCUAAAAAUGUUGAAAUUCACUUUCCUGUUGGUCGUGGCCGUCGGCGUCAAUUGCCAGUUGGAAUCAUCAAUCGUUCCAACCACUCCGCCAACCAGCACGACGACGACGAAACCGCCGAGGCAGGUCAUCACGGUCACCAACGGAGAAACGGAAGGCCAAUGGGGACCGUUGGAGCGUUGCCCCAAAGGCGCCAGAGUUGUCAGUUACCAGACCCAGAACGAACUGGCCACUCCCCGAUUCGACGACACGGCACUCAACACCAUCCUCCUCUUCUGCAACGACGAAUUCGUCACCAACUUCACCUCCACCGCUGGAUUUUCCGGAGAUUUUCGCGGGAUUCAGACUUGCGCUUUCGGCGGUUACAUGACGAGUUUCCAGUUGAGGGUCAGUCCGGCCGGAACAGAGGCCGACAACACGGCGGCAAACGACAUCCGUUUCAAGUGCUCCGCCGGCGAUGAAAUCAACGGACUCGGCAACACCGGCGGAGACUGGGGCGACUACAGCGAAGUCUGCGACAACGGAAUUUGCGGAAUGGAGACCCGCGUCCAGCCGUACGAAGGCGGAAUCGGCCACCUUGACAACACGGCUUUGAACGACGUUCGCUUCACCUGCUGCAAUUGAUUCAAAUUUAGCGCUCAAUCAAUAAACAUUUGACGUUUGUUUCGAAUGAAACCACAAAUGUU
This is a messenger RNA of Daphnia pulicaria, 723 nucleotides long. Its product is annotated as vitelline membrane outer layer protein 1 homolog. Bases 47 to 661 code for a protein of 204 amino acids. The record is from RefSeq and is a predicted model, not a curated record. The transcript has 2 exons. NCBI's taxonomy places the organism in Eukaryota, Metazoa, Arthropoda, Branchiopoda, Diplostraca, Daphniidae.